UCCGACAGUUAAUAUGAGGAGCCAGUCAAAACACAAGAAUCCCAUAACUUCCGGAAGGCAUGGCGUUGGCUUUGCCACCACUCAAUUUCAAACCCCACUGCUCCUCCUCCUCAUCUUCCUCCUCUUCUUCCACCAACUACCGACCUGCUGUCAUCCUUCCAGGGUUAGGGAAUAAUACUGGUGACUACAAGAAGUUGGAGUUGACCUUGCAAGAGUAUGGAGUACCUACUGUUGUUGCUAAGGUUUCAAGAAUUGAUUGGCUGAGGAAUGCAGCUGGCUUGGUGGACCCCAACUACUGGAAAGGCACUCUGCAGCCUAGGCCUGUUCUUGACUGGUAUUUGAAGAGGGUUGAUGAUGCAGUUCAAGAAGCAAAGGAAUUAGCACAGGGUGGGACAUUAUCAUUGAUUGGACACUCUGCUGGAGGAUGGCUAGCACGUGUUUACAUGGAAGAAUUUGGACUCUCUCACAUCUCCUUGCUUCUGACUCUUGGUACUCCCCACUUGCCUCCUCCGAAAGGUUUGCAAGGGGUCAUUGAUCAAACAAGGGGUCUACUAAAUUAUGUUGAAAAACACUGCAAAAAGGCUGUCUAUACACCUGAGCUGAAAUAUGUAUGUAUUGCAGGGAGGUAUCUUCAGGGAGCUCGCCUUGUUAGUGACUCAGAGCUGGAUGCUGAUUCUGUGGUUAGCAUCGAUCCUGCCCAACCAAUAUCAGAUGUUGCUGUUGUGAAAAAUAAGACUGAUUCAACCUCUGUUUCUACAAUCUUUCGUGCUCGCUUUGUUGGUCAAGGGUACAAGCAGGUUUGUGGACAGGCAGAUGUAUGGGGUGAUGGAGUUGUACCAGAAGUAUCAGCUCAUCUAGAAGGAGCACUCAACAUUAGCUUGGAUGGAGUCUACCACUCACCAGUUGGUUCAGAUGAUGUAUCAAGACCAUGGUAUGGUUCUCCCCCCGUUGUAGAGCAAUGGAUACAUCAUCUCCUCAACUAAUCAAGUCUAAGAUACUCAAAUGAUGAAGAAAAUGUCUAUUAAUAUAUAUUGAUUGCCAAUGGAGUUCUUGCUCCUAAUAUUUUUUCUGGCUACUUGCUAAUUUUAGAAAUUUGUCUUUUUUUUUUCUUUUUUUUUUUUUGGUUCUCUUCGUUUCCUCUAAAACCCUUGGUUUCUUCUUCCUCAUUGUUCUCCAUUGAACUUGAAGAGGCAAAAAGCAUCAAACAAUGACCCAUUCAUGGUUAAGCUGUUUAAUUUGAUUCGAAAUACCUGAAUCUGAAAGUCAGAUUGGGUGAAGAGAGAAAGGCCUAAAGCUGUGAGCCUGGGGCAAAGGCCAGGACUUAAAUGCACACAACUUUACCUUGCCACGUAAACUCAUAGAACAUGGAAAGAUUUAAAGAAAUGCAACUGUAUACAGUCUGAGGAUAUUUUUGCCACUAUUGGUACAGCUCGAAUAUCCUUAAAGAAAAACCAGUGGUACAUGUUUCCUUCUACAUCUCACAAACCAUUGCUAUCAUUCCAGCCACCACCAUCGGGUUUAAAUAAAUUAUGGAGUUAUUAGCCAUGCAAUGUCACAAUCAUCAUACACCAUUGAAAAUCACUGAUGACUAUAGGCUAUAGGAGACAAGAGCUCCCUCAUCCCGACCAUUACCGGUUGUCUGGAAACUGAAAACAUUGCAAAAAUGACUCAAC
Theobroma umbraticum is the source of this 1673-nucleotide messenger RNA. Its product is annotated as alpha/beta-Hydrolases superfamily protein. Gene Ontology annotation, cellular component: chloroplast. Gene Ontology annotation, molecular function: hydrolase activity, acting on ester bonds. The record is from RefSeq and is a predicted model, not a curated record. Lineage: Eukaryota; Viridiplantae; Streptophyta; Magnoliopsida; Malvales; Malvaceae.